AUGGUUCGAUCAUUAAAAUCUCUUCGAACUUGGAUUCAACAACGAAAUAAUACAGAUACGAUUGAAGACCAGCGCAUGAGUCAAGCGGGAUUCCAUGCAACCUCGGGAAAUGAAACCUCAUACACAAGGAUGCUCAAAGAAGAGGCGCAGAUGAACUGGAUUUAUAACCUCCUCGCCAGCGGAGCAAACUGGGUUCUGCUUGCCGGCUAUUUGGUUAUUCCUGGCACUUUUACCUCUUUGAAGAAAUCGAAUAGCGUGGAAAAGACAUUGGAAAAGAACAACGCAGGGCGGGUACUCCUUAACACCAUCCAAAAUCCGCCACUUCUUGUAUUCUCCUGCCUAUUCCUAAUAACUGGUGCGACGGUCUUGGGGUGGCUAUUCAACAGGCCAGCAUCCUUGAAUGCAGCGGCUGGGUUGUUGACUACGAUCGUAAAUGUUUGCGCUUCACAAGACGGAGUCUGGUCAGUCAUGGCCCUUGUGACAACUAUUGUCACAGGAGCCACACUGGUGAUUUGUCUGGGUCUUUCUCUCUUUUACAAGUUCUUCAAGUUGCGAAAGGUGAUUCAAAGCGACGGAUGCCGGACCAGCUAUUUUGAGGUAUUCUGGGUGCGUGAGGAUUGCCUUCGUCAUGUGCUUGGUGAAGUCAAAGAGCCGGAUCGUGGUAUUCGGUUCUGCAUUGGAAACGACCAUUUCAGCAGAGCACAGAGUCUAGCACCACUUUUAAGCUCACUGCUCCAAUAUUGCUGGCUGUCUGACCAGAGGACAGACUCGGUGUGGGUGGAGGUACUAGCUGACAAUGAAGGCAAAAUCAAACUUUCGCGUGAGAAUUAUGUUAUUAUGGAAUUCUCACGGGAUUCUGAGACUCUUCCUGCCGGAAUGUCUCAUACGUCUGGUAUUAAGGGGCACAAAAACGACAGUGUUGGCCCCGUCCAGAAUUUUUAA
Messenger RNA from Penicillium hordei, 942 nucleotides. RefSeq lists its product as uncharacterized. NCBI's taxonomy places the organism in Eukaryota, Fungi, Ascomycota, Eurotiomycetes, Eurotiales, Aspergillaceae. The transcript has 3 exons. The record is from RefSeq and is a predicted model, not a curated record. The coding region runs from base 1 to 942 and encodes 313 amino acids.